AUGGCGAUCAAGUAUCUCAUCACAGGUGCGACUGGAGGUCUUGGCAAGCAUGUGCUUCGCUAUUUCGUCGAAAAUGUACCUUUAUCUGAAUUUGCUGCUGCAUCGUCCAAGUCUUCAAACAAAUCCAUGUUUGAGGACCGCGGAAUCGCUUUCCGUCAUAUCAACUACGACGAUUCCAAAUCGCUUGAUACGGGACUGCACGGUGUCGAGAACCUGCUUUUUAUCAGCUCCGUUGGAAGUGCACGGAUCGAGCAGCAUAGCAGACUUAUAGAUGCUGCCAAGAAAGCAGGGGUGAAGCAUGUAUGGUAUACAUCGCUCGCUUUUGGUGGUUUCGGGAAUAACUCGCGAUCUCCAAUACAAGCAGAGCAUGUACUUACAGAAAAGUUGCUCAAAGAGUCCGGUCUUACAUAUACCUCCAUCAGGGAAGGUAUAUACAUGGAAGCAUUUUCUGUCUUUCUUGACUGGCACCCGGAAACGACAAAACUCAUCCUCCCUGCGGACGGGGAGGUAGCAUAUACUCUCCGUGCUGACCUUGGAGAAGGCACCGCUCGCAUCAUGAUUCGCGGCGGUUAUGAAAAUCAAAUUGUUCUGUUUACAGCAGAGGAGGCAAUUGGUGCCAAGGAAAUAGUAGACAUUAUCAAUGAGACUACUGCUCGGCAGGUUAAGCUUGAAGUUGUCUCACGGGAGGAGUACCUUCAUCUAAGCACUACGCAGGACGAGGGUGGCAGGCCCAGGGAAUACUUUGAGAUGAUUGCUACUAUAUGGGACGACAUUGUCGAUGGAGCGUUAUCUACAACCCACCCGUUGUUGCACGAGAUUUUAGGGAGAGAACCUACUAAACCUCGAGAUGCCCUGAGGCAGUUAUUGGUGGAGAACAGAGAUUACGUAUAUCCAUAG
Messenger RNA from Colletotrichum truncatum, 897 nucleotides. RefSeq names its product NmrA family protein. NCBI's taxonomy places the organism in Eukaryota, Fungi, Ascomycota, Sordariomycetes, Glomerellales, Glomerellaceae. The record is from RefSeq and is a predicted model, not a curated record.